GCGCGUUAUCACUCUGCUAUGUGUGAGUGGAUCAUUUCAUUUAGACAGAGACCGUCUUCACACACGGACGAGAUGUUUUAGGAUUUGAACAGUCUCAUUCUGACAGAUAAUGUCAUUUAAUCAGGAUUUAUUCAGACCUGAAAUAUCUUUGGAGGAGUAGCUUCUUUUGGACAGAUUCUGCAGGGAAGCAGUUUGACAUUAGUCUCUCAGUUUUCCAAAAAGAAUGAAUAAGUGGUAGCUCUCCGGCCAGCGUUUCCAUGCAACAGCGCAGGCGGCUGUGAAGCCACGGAGCACACGGAGGGAUAGAUGCUGUAGCAGAGAGCGGCUGCACUGUAGAUCUGGACUCAGAGCGCCUUUUAAAGCCAAUGGAGCGACGAGAUGAUGGAGACGAGCUGGUCGGGAGCGUAGAUCACCAUGUUAGCGCAGAGGAGCCCGGUUCUCCUCCCCUAGCUCGUGAGCACUCAGGCAGCCCACAGCAGGAGGAGCCCGCCACAAUGAACCGGAACAGCAGCUACCUGCCAGUCCCUGGCGAUGAGAACAACCUGGAUGUGGACUUUGAAAACACCAAGCCCAGGAGCAACGAGUCCAUACCGAUGAAAAAUCUUUAUUCGGAUGACGGCUCGCCUCUGAGGUUAGGCCCAUUCUUCUCUGAUGGCCGGCGGCGGGUGGACUACGUGCUCACUUACCAGAUCCAGAAGCCUGGCGGCAUCCGGCGCCAGUCCUCCAAGUUUUCAGGAGACAAUUUCAUCCACCGGCUUCGGCGCAGCCUGAGCUCGAGAAGCAGCCGUGCCCCACUGCAGCCAAAGGAGGACCCGGAGAUCGCCGCCCAGGAGCAACGGAGUGACUAUCAUGAGGAUGACAAGCGCUUCAAGCGGGAUGAGUUUGAGGAAAAGCUCCUGGAGACGGGGCUGGAGCUGGAAAGGGAUGAACGGACUAAGAUCCCAGGAAUCGGUUUCUUGAAGAUCCAUGCUCCUUGGAACGUUCUGUGUCGGGAGGCUGAGUUCAUGAAGCUCAAGAUGCCGACAAAGAAGGUUUAUGAAGUGAAACAAGGCAGUAAUGUGGUGGAAAAGAUUCGACUGUUCAUCCACAAAGUCACAGCUCCUCUACACCCAAAUGUAGACGGCAACCGGCCACAAAACGUCAAAUCCCUCUCUCACCCUUUCUCCAGAGAGAAGCAGCAUCUAUUUGAUCUGUCCGACAGGGACAAGUUCUUUGACAGCAGGACCAGGAGCUCAAUAGUCUAUGAGGUAGUGAAGAGGACAAAAUGCACCAAAACAAAAUACUCCAUGGGGAUCACCAGUCUCUUAGCCAGUGGCGUAUAUACGGCUGCUUAUCCCCUGCAUGAUGGAGACAUCGAGGGGGUGAACACAGAAUCUAACGACAGGAAGCUGCUGUACGAGGAGUGGGCCAGCUACAGUGUCUUCUACAAGUACCAGCCUAUCGGACUCAUCAGGAAGUAUUUUGGGGAGAAGGUUGGACUGUAUUUUGCCUGGUUAGGAGUCUACACACAGAUGCUGAUCCCUGCAGCCAUCAUUGGAGUCAUUGUAUUCCUCUACGGCUGUGCGACUGUCGAUGAUAACAUACCGAGUAUGGAGAUUUGUGAUCCCAGGAAUAACAUCACCAUGUGUCCACUGUGCGACCGCGCCUGCAGCUACUGGAAGCUGGUGACAGCAUGUGGUACAGCACGAGCCAGCCACCUGUUUGACAACCCAGCCACCGUCUUCUUCUCCAUCUUCAUGGCCCUCUGGGCGGUCCUCUUCAUGGAGCACUGGAAGAGACGACAGAUGCGACUCAACUACAUCUGGGACCUGACAGGCUUCGGAGAGGAGGAGGAGGAGGAACAUAAGGACCACAACCGAGCGGAGUACGACUUACUGCUCCGGCAAAAGGAAAUGAGACUGGAAAAUUCAGGCAAGAAGGUUGAGAAGGUGAAGGUGACCUGUAAUGACAGACUGCCAGCCUACCUGACUACUGUGGUGAUGAUGAGCUUCAUGAUCCUUUUGACGUUUGUCAUCGUCUUCGGGGUCAUCCUGUACCGGAUUAGCAUUAAGGCUGCGCUGCAUAUGAGCACCUACCCUGCAGCACGGUCCAACAUCAGAGCCACCGUCAAAACCACCGCCGCCAUCAUCAACCUCAUCGUCAUCAUCAUCUUAGAUGAAAUCUACGCCGCCAUCGCCCGCUGGCUCACCACACUGGAGGUUCCAAAGACAGAGAAGAGCUUCGAGGAGCGCCUCAUCUUCAAAACCUUCAUCCUGAAGUUUGUCAAUGCUUUCACACCCAUCGUCUAUUUGGCCUUUUUCAGGGGCAGGCUCGUUGGACGGCCUGGAAACUACUUGUACGUCGUUGGAUCGUACAGAAUGGAAGAGUGUGCCCAUGCCGGCUGCCUCAUGGAGCUGUGCAUCCAGUUGUGUAUCACCAUGCUGGGCAAGCAGCUCAUCCAGAACAACCUGUUUGAGGUUGGCAUACCAAAGCUGAAGAAACUGCUCCGGAGGAGAAAGUCGACUUUGGACUCAAAGCAAGAGGAGGCGCUGAACAAAACCCUGCUACCCCACGAGAGAGACCACAUCCUGGGUCCUUUUGUUGGCCUCAGCCCCGAGUACAUGGAGAUGAUCAUCCAGUUCGGGAUGGUGACUCUUUUCGUGGCCUCCUUUCCUCUGGCUCCGCUCUUCGCUCUCCUGAAUAACAUCAUCGAGAUUCGCCUGGAUGCCAAGAAGUUUGUCAUGGAGCUGCGCAGGCCGAUCGCUUGCAAAGCCAAAGACAUCGGUAUCUGGUACAACCUCUUGAGAGGCCUCAGCAAGGUAGCAGUCAUCGUUAAUGCCUUUGUCAUCUCCUUCACCUCGGACUUCAUCCCACGGCUCGUCUACCAGUACAUGUACAGCCCUGACGGCUCCAUGCACGGCUUCGUCAAUCACACCCUGUCUUACUUCAAUGUCAGUGACUUUCAGCCGGGCACGGCCCCUCUCCAGCCGUUCCACCUGGGCUACAAGGUGGAUGUCUGCAGAUAUAAGGACUACAGAGAGCCUCCCUCGUCCAGCACACCAUAUGAACUCUCUAAGGAGUUCUGGGCUGUUCUGUCUGCUCGUCUCGCCUUCGUUGUUGUCUUUCAGAACGUUGUGAUGCUUAUGAGCGACUUUGUGGACUGGCUAAUCCCGGACAUCCCCAAAGACAUCAGCCUCCAGAUCCACAAGGAGAAGAUCCUCAUGGUGGAGCUCUUCAUGAAGGAGGAGCAGGGCAAAAGGCUUGCAGCACGGGACCACCACAACCAGGACAACUCGGCAGCCAGUCACAGCCCGCUACAGCCCCGCUCCCGGCCCGUUUCACACGCAAACUGCUCCUAAACCGCUCGCUGCUGGGUGGGAAUGAAACCAAGCGCAAACACAGCAACUGUAUACAAACUGUAAAUAAGUUAAUCAGCUGCUUAAAGCUAGCUGUUAGAGGUUAGGACAGUUAUCCAUAAACACAUGGUAGGUUUUUAUUAAUCAGCAGAGCUUUGCUGUGUUCAUGCUGUUUAGGAUUAUUUGCAGAAACAACGUGAAACAUACAUUAGAGUUUCUUCACAUUAAAACUCUUUUAACACUUUUCUCAUGUUCAGGCAACACAUUUUACAACAGACAUGAACCAAAACUGCAGCAAGCAAUUUGACAAUACUCAACACAUUAUUUAUUGGAUGUACUGUAUUUGAAAGGAACAAGCCAUUUGCUUCAUUUGACUCUGGGAAAGAAAAUCCUCAUCAAUGAGAUCGUCAUUCAGGACGUCUGAGAAAACAGUGCCAAACCCCGCCUGCAAGCUAAUGAAUCAUGCUUAUUCCACCAUUACCUGCCGCCUCUCCCCCGGGAACUGAAUGCAGCUUCUGUAUUGAAGACUCCGUCCAAACCGUCCUUGAGAGAAGAAUUUCCUCCUGAUAUCUUACUGGUGAGAUGCAACACAAAAGGAGAUUCUCCCUCUUGUCAUCGAUGUGUAAAGCUCAGAUAGGCCUUUUUUUAGCACAAUUAAAUCCAGGAAUUUAUUGAUAUACUUUUUUUUUAUAUGCAACAUGGUCAAGCACAUGUGCUUUGGUUGUUGGGAUGGAGGUUUUGGAAGACCUUCUGUGUCAAGCGGCCUGAAUUGUACUAUUCUCUUGUAUACGAGCAUCAUUGUGCUCAUUGUUACACUUGUUACAUUUUGAGUAGAACAAACUGCCUAACAGUGGCGUUAGUCCUGGAAAGCACAAGUCACAUUAUUGAUAUUCAUUCCAAUGAACUGGAAUUCUUAAAGCUGCGAUUGGCGAGAUUUACAGCGUAAAUACAAAGUGAUGUCAUGCUGCAUCUCACUGCGCUGAGAUGCUGUACUGUAAAUACUCACUGUGUGUCCUGUUACACACCUAUCAAACUCUGGGAUUGGGUAUAGAGAGACAUAUUUUCCACAUAUGGAACUGUAAAAUAAAAUUUAAAAACCCUCUAAAGUAUCUCUUGACGCUGCAGCAGAAAAAGCUGAAAACACAUCAUUGUCAUAUUGUCACCUGAAGCUCCGUUUUACGUUUCCACUGUGAAUAGUUGUGGAUGGUACCAAUGAAACUGUUCCCUGCUGUCCCCAUGUUUGGUCCCCCCUCUGUUGGGGUACCUAGCACACAGAUCUGGUGCUAA
Messenger RNA from Epinephelus lanceolatus (giant grouper), 4622 nucleotides. Lineage: Eukaryota; Metazoa; Chordata; Actinopteri; Perciformes; Serranidae. The record is from RefSeq and is a predicted model, not a curated record.